Messenger RNA from Rattus rattus (black rat), 5714 nucleotides. It is a transcript of the gene Aebp2, whose product is annotated as AE binding protein 2. Gene Ontology annotation, cellular component: ESC/E(Z) complex. Lineage: Eukaryota; Metazoa; Chordata; Mammalia; Rodentia; Muridae. Gene Ontology annotation, biological process: regulation of transcription by RNA polymerase II. Bases 91 to 1620 code for a protein of 509 amino acids. The record is from RefSeq and is a predicted model, not a curated record. The transcript has 9 exons.
CGUGCGGGCGCGGGGGGGCGGGGGCGAGGCGGCGCGCCGCGAGAGGAGGCGGCGGCGGCGAGAGGAGGCGGAGGAGCAGCAGGCGCCGCCAUGGCCGCCGCGCUCACCGACAUGGCCGACUUGGAGGAGCUCUCCCGCCUCAGCCCGCUGUCCCCCGGCAGCCCCGGGCCCGCGGCGCGCGGCCGGGCCGAGCCGCCGGAGGAAGAGGAGGAGGAGGAGGACGAUGAGGCGGAGGCAGAGGCGGUGGCCGCGCUGCUGUUGAACGGCGGAGCGGGCGGCGGCGCGGGGGGCGGCGAGGCGGAGACCAUGUCGGAGCCGAGCCCCGAGAGCGCCAGCCAGGCGGGCGGGGACGAGGACGAGGACGACGAGGACGACGAGGACGAGGGCAGUAGCAGCGGCGGCGCUGAGGAGGAGAGCAGCGCCGAGAGCCUGGUGGGCAGCAGCAGCGGCGGCUGCAGCGGCGACGAGACGCGCUCGCUGAGCCCGGGCGCGGCGAGCAGCAGCAGCGGCGAUGGGGACGGGAAGGAGGGCCUGGAGGAGCCCAAGGGACCGCGGGGCGGCCCGGGCGGCCCCGGCAACGGCGGCGGUAGUAGCAGCAGUAGCGUUGUGUCGAGCGGCGGCGACGAGGGUUACGGCACCGGGGGAGGCGGGAGCAGCGCGACCUCCGGGGGCCGGCGGGGCAGCCUGGAGAUGUCGUCGGACGGGGAGCCGCUGAGCCGCAUGGACUCGGAGGACAGCAUCAGCAGCACUCUAAUGGACAUAGACAGCACAAUCUCCAGUGGACGCUCAACUCCAGCCAUGAUGAAUGGACAGGGGAGCACUGCUGCUUCCAGCAAGCACAUUGCCUACAACUGCUGUUGGGACCAGUGCCAGGCCUGCUUCAACUCCAGCCCAGACCUGGCAGACCACAUUCGCUCCAUACAUGUAGAUGGUCAGCGUGGAGGGGUGUUCGUUUGCUUGUGGAAAGGCUGUAAGGUGUAUAACACCCCAUCAACCAGUCAGAGCUGGCUUCAGCGGCACAUGCUGACACACAGUGGAGACAAACCUUUCAAGUGUGUAGUUGGUGGCUGCAAUGCCAGCUUUGCUUCUCAGGGAGGGCUAGCUCGCCAUGUACCCACACACUUCAGUCAGCAGAACUCCUCAAAAGUUUCUAGCCAGCCAAAGGCCAAAGAAGAAUCUCCUUCUAAAGCUGGAAUGAACAAGAGGAGGAAACUGAAGAACAAGAGACGGCGCUCGUUACCGCGACCACAUGAUUUCUUCGAUGCACAAACACUGGAUGCCAUAAGACAUCGAGCCAUAUGCUUUAACCUCUCGGCUCAUAUAGAAAGUUUAGGGAAGGGACACAGUGUUGUUUUUCAUAGUACUGUAAUAGCUAAGAGAAAGGAGGAAUCUGGGAAGAUAAAGCUUUUGCUUCAUUGGAUGCCCGAAGACAUUCUGCCAGAUGUAUGGGUGAAUGAAAGUGAACGACAUCAGUUAAGAACUAAAGUAGUUCAUUUAUCAAAACUACCCAAAGACACUGCCUUGCUGCUGGACCCAAACAUCUACAGAACAAUGCCACAGAAGAGGUUGAAGAGAACUCUGAUAAGAAAAAUGUUCAAUUUGUAUUUAAGCAAACAGUGAACGACGUUUGCAAUCAACUAAAAAUUCGUCUAUCGAGUUAGGUCUGAGAAUUGCUAUAAAGAGUGUGGCCGUAUGUCUGAUGGCUCCCUUUUCAGGACUAGGGUCUCACGGGGCACAGUGUGUUAAUAUUUACCUAAAUAACUCUUGUCAAUGGUUUUUGAAAAAAACCUCGGUUUCAAAAAUAUUUGAAUGAUCUCCAUAUUUUCAUUUAACCUCUGACUCUUUAAAUUUUUUUCCUGAGGAAAGUGUUUUGAGUUUUUUAACGUUAAAAAAAUUGUAUUUUUUUUAAAAUAUCUUCAAACUGAAUCUUUUAUGCACCAAAGUUGGUUUUGAAAAGGAAAAUAAAAUCACUUUCUUGCUUGGCAGGCAAGAAGCCAUAUGGAAUUUUUUUAACUUUUACAGAAAUGUGUAACUUGUCAGUACUGUAUCAAACAAAUGUUGCAUAGAGAUAAUAGAGCGUUGCUUGUAAAUAAUUCAGCAGAUUUGUAAUAUAUUUUUCUAUUAUGAAAUGUACUGUAGAUGUUUUCUAGAGGCAUGAAAGUCAAUGUAUAUAUUAUGGUAGAAAUAAUAUUGAAGGAAAUUGUAACUCACUAGUGCUGCCAGAGGGAUUGCUAACAAAGCACCUUUAACGAGAGAAGUCUGUGCAGACUAAGGGACUGUGUACUACUGUUAAUGUCUAAGAACAGAGCAUUGGGCAUCCUCCCAGAAAGUCCAGGGAGGACCUGACCUGUAAUGGUUUACGGCACCCCCUCUGACAGAGGCUGAGGCAGUCGUUCCUCACUGUUGGAGCAGCACUGUAGCAUGUGCUGUGCAGUCAGACUGCAGAAAGCGCUCCUCACUUGGAGUUCUCGCUUCCUACAGUGUCAGGAAUACCAGCAGUUUUUACUCUAAGUUUUUAAAGAAUAGACAAUAUAAAAUUAAUCCUUUGGUUCCAAAAUGGGAAACGUUCCAUGAUGCAUAGAUCAUUUCUCAUUUGCUUAAAAAAUGAAAGACCACCCACAGGGUCUUAAAAGAAUGGGAGGCUGUAAUGGUGGGGGUUGAAGAGGUAGACAAGGAGCAGUCCCAGAGCCUGAGGGAGCCUGAGGGACGAGGGACAGCACUGCAGAUGAGGCGCUCUGGGACAGCUGUCUAAGAUGCUAAGAUGUAGAAAAUGGGGGUCUGUUUUCAGAGGAAAAGCAGUGUGCUUUACUAUUUCCUUUUGCUUAAGCACUUCAUCAUUUGUUUUAUUCUGUAUCUGCGAAGGACUCUGCAAUCUCCUUUGUUCUUUUAAAAUUUUGGUUUGUUAAAAUAUUGCCAAAUAGAGUGUUUGAGACAUAGUUUGUACCUGCAUUUUUAUUUUACUGUCUCAUGUUCUUGUACGUCAUUCCUAAUUGACCGAUGAUUGUAGACUUUGCUUGAGUAUUUUUUCUAAUAAAACAAAGCAAAUUACACUUAGCUUCAAAUUGUAACAAUUCAAUUUAACUUUAAGGUGACAUCUGGAAAUAUACAUUCAACAUUUUCUUUAGAUGCAUAGAGAACAAAUAAGUUACUAUUAUGAAUGUAUAGAAUUUUUGCUGUCAAAACCAUAAUGCUAGUUACUGACUAGCCUCUGAGUACGCAGGUAUUCACGGUCCCUUUGCUUCUGAUUGACUGGGCUUGACACUUGUUAGCACACCAAAAGGAGUGUGAGUAAGCUAGUUUUAUAACUUGUAUGUAUCCAUAUCCACAGGCACAUUCAAAGUGAUUGGAAAGUCAGGUGUGAAAUUGUAGUAGGUACCAUCUAUUAAUGUUUCUUCUCACCCAGCUCUGAUCUCCUGUGCCUGUCUCUCCAGGACAUUAAUGGUGGACCUGGUUUCUUGUUUUUCCCCCAAACAUGUCUGGUCCAGCACUGGACAGUGUGCAGCCCACAGGCACAGCUCUCAUUUUUUUUACCUGUCACCUUGUCUUUUCCCUGCAGUGGCCUCUUGAAGUAGUGAGACUUUAGGGGCCUGCGGCGUUCAGUGUCUGCUCUACGUGCACAUGCGUAUUUAUUUCUCUGUCUCUCGUGUAGCUGGUAUAAGUGUUGGAGCAGUAAACAGAGCACAUUGUUUGCCCUUAGUAUGGCAGUGAGCACGAGGCCAGUGUCCAAGGAGACUGACUGUCUCACACUCUGCGGGCAGCACCAGAGGCACGGAGCACGGCACACGGCGUUUAGGUGGAGCGCUCACGCUGGGUUUCUUAGUAUUGUUGAGUAUCUACCAUUUUACCACGCGUGCUUUGUCUUACAGGGACUGAAUGAGAAUCUGUAAAUCAGAUUCUGCAUUUCAACCACAAGUAACAUUUGUUCUAAGAGAUUCUUGAAGUAGUAAAUAUUGUAAAAAUUUAAAAUUCUUUAUUUUUCUAGUAAACCUUUUCGUACAUUAAUGUGGCUGCACAUUAAUUCUGAAUUUCAGAUGAAAAGAAAAUAAAGUGGACAAUACUUAACCCUCAAGUAUUUCCCCGUGUGUCUAAGUCAUUGACCAUAGAAAGCUGGGUGCGCUGACUAAAGCCGUGCGUUUGGGAGGACGAAACAAGAGGAUUGCCGAGAGUUGAAGCCCCGAGUAGCAUCCUGAGGCACACAAACCAAAAGAAGAAAUAAAUACUGAUAAUUAGGAUGUUUCUAAUGUCACACGUUAGUAAAGCAGGGACCAUGGAGGGGCUCAGCAGCUGAGUUCCUGGGACCCAAAGGUCUGAGGAGAGACCUGACCGGAGAUUUGUCUUCCCCACAAGUAAAUAUGCAAAUGAUCUUCACAAGGUAGAAUUCGCCAUAGUUAAAAACACGUGAGUUCUGUUGUUUGCGUUGAACUGUUUUCUUGAUGCAUGGUUGACUGAAUAUCAACGUGGGCAAAUGUACGUGAAGCUGAGGCCAUGGUAUAUCUGGUCACAGCUUUAAUUUUUUAUAGUUUUUGUAACACCCUUGUAUAAAGCCUAAAGGUAAACCAAAUUUUGGCCUAUGUGGGUUUCUAAUACAAAGUCUGACAUGUUGGUGUGUCUAACGAGGCCUCAGGUUACAGAGAUACAGAAACAAAUGUAGUUUAUUUAGAAAGAAAGAUUCAAACCAUAUAUUAUUUGGACGUCUUUUUUUAAAAAGCAGAGUGGCACUUUGAGGUUUUAAUUUAAGAUAUUUUUCUAUUCUAUUUCAUAAAAGGUUUAAAAUUUUGUGUAUAAAUAUUUUUUUUAAUUGUUCAAGAAUCUUAUGACCUGGUGUAGGGCAGUUUUGCAAUUUUAACACUAUAGCUUUAAUAUAAAUAACAUUUGUAGAGGUUUUCUUUGAAAUAAAGGUGAGACUAUUUUGUCAUUUUUAUUAUUUCCUUUAGAGCCUGAAUAGCCUUAAAAUAAUAGGCAUAAAAUGUUGUGUUCUGAUUUUUAUAUUGUUAAAAUUUAGAAAUAACGUACUUACCUGAUUUCUUUCCCAAGUUAAGUUUGUACAGUGUCACAUAUAACUCUCUCUGCAAAAAGGGUGGAAGCAGGUUACAGCAGGUUUUGUGUAGGUCAGUAUUAUUUCAACUCUACCAAAUUGCCUCUCAGCGUGAGCAAGAUGGUGAUAGAUGUGUUUAACCUCACUAUCUGUUCUCACUGUCUCACAGUCUGCCAGGAUCACACUCCACACAGAAUAAUGGAUGGAUGAAGUGUUUGUAAUGAGUGCUUGUUCACCAGGUGCUGUGGGGAACUGCAGGGCAGAGGAGGACACUGUAGGGUUGAGAUACACAAGCUACACCUGCCCUUCAUACAGACGGAGUGAAGGGACCUGUGCUUGGAUGGAUAUCUAAACAUCCCCAUGCACAGGAUUCGAUGUUACGUUCAUUCCAUAAUUCAGUUGCAAUGUAAUUAUUUUGAUUUAUUUAAUCUCAUUAAAAAUCACUUGCUUUUGGUAGAACCCUCUAAGAAUAGUAAGACCAAUAAAAUUGCUGUGAAUGGCAUUUUCAGUAAUCUGUCCUGAGGACCUGCCUGGUCUGUGGUUUCUCCAGAAGGCUGUAGCCUUGCUGUCCUGUUAUGUUCCUCAUGGUUUACAUUCUUUGGCUGAAGAAAACAUGUUUUUAAAUUUUAUGAUUUUAUAAUGAUCUCUGUUUCUUGUAAAGAAAAAUUUCACAAAUUUA